AAAACAGAAUAUCAUGCAGAUGACGAAAGGGCUUUGGUUUGCGGCGGCAGCUGCGACCACAUUAAUUCUGAAGGCGGACGCUUUCUUGCCGUUGCAGCCUGCGACAAAAUACAGUAGCCAUGUCCUACCAGUACACCUCGCAGCUCUGACACCAACAUCACUGCAGCCACGAACCGGAGCCAUGCGCCCCCUGACAGCUAGCGGGGGCGAUGGCAAUGGCGGAGAAACCACCUACAAGGUCCAGGUCACGGGGAACGUUGAGGUGACGCCCGCGAUGAGGGAUUACGUUGAGAAGAAGCUAGGCAAGGUGCUGGUGAAAAUGCCCGUGCACGACGCCAUCAACAAGGUCGACGUCCAUUUGUCCGUGGUGAAUCUGGCGCACGCGGCGAAACACUCGCACACGGUGGAGGCCACGCUCUUCAUGAAGGGCGGUCAGGUGCUCCGGGCCUCGGAGGAGACGGACUACAUGUACGCCUCCAUCGACCUGGUCUCGCACCGUAUUACCAGGCUGCUGCGCAAGUUCAAGGAUCGCAAGAUCGGGAAGCGGAAAGAGGUGAACUUCGAGGAGGACGGCGAGUCCGACGGGCCUCCUGCCUGA
Molecule: messenger RNA, 598 nt
Organism: Nannochloropsis gaditana CCMP526
Product: sigma 54 modulation protein ribosomal protein s30ea
Exons: 2
Coding region: 14-598 (194 amino acids)
Biological process (GO): negative regulation of translational elongation; primary metabolic process
Cellular component (GO): cytosolic small ribosomal subunit
Molecular function (GO): ribosomal small subunit binding
Source: RefSeq, a predicted model, not a curated record